GGCGGGGCGGGGCCUGCGCGGCGCGCUGGGCGGGGCCGGGCGGCUCAGCGCUCUGAUGGCGGUGAGCCGGGCGCUCGCUGUCCGUCUGGCCUACGCGGCCACCGGCGCCCUUAUGGGCUUCUCGGUCUUCUUCACCUGGAGCCUGGCGCCGGCCUUCCGCCAGCCCGCCACGGCGGCGGCCGGGGGGCUCUCGGGUGUUCUGGCGCUCUGGGCCCUAAUCACGCAUGUGAUGUAUGUGCAGGAUUACUGGAGGACCUGGUUAAAAGGGCUGAGGUUCUUCCUCUUCAUCGGGAUCCUCUUCUCAGUCCUCUCCGUGGUGGGAUUCUGCGCAUUCCUCGUUCUGGCCAUCACCAAACACCAGUCCCUGACUGAUCCCAGAAGCUACUACCUGUCGUGCGUCUGGAGUUUCAUGUCCUUGAAAUGGGCCUUCCUGCUCAGUUUGUACGCGUACCGGUACCGGAACGAGUUCGCAGACGUCAGUAUCCUCGGUGACUUCUAACACUUGGACUUCAAUCCUCGCGGAAGGUGCUGGAGGUUCAAGUUGCCCCCCGAGGGCACGGUGCACGCGAGAGGUGUACGAGAGGCGGCGAAGGAACCCACGCAGGGCUGCUUGGUUUGUCUGUCUGCAGUAGGGGGCUUUUCCUAAUUGCUUUUACUCACCUCUUUAAAAUUUGGCUCACAGUGUCAAUCUCGUCUUUCUGUAACGUCCCGGGGAGUCCCUGUGAGGUGCCAGAUGCCGUCUGCUCGCGCACAGCACACUCUUAGCGUUGCGACAAAAUCCAGGGGGGGCUUUUAGGUGGAGGGAGGUCCCAUAGGCUCAUGCAGCACCCAAAACAUCUCAUCCUGGGGAGCAAAGCUGGUUGGAGCCACAGAUGUGUGCAGCAAAGAACCCUCUGCGUGAAAGUGGGUUCCUUGUGUUGCUCCUUGAAGAGGGAGAUGAGCUUUUCUUUGCGGCAGGAGGUCCCUGUGUACUUGCCAGCCAGUGCCCCGCGUCAUCCAGGGUUUUUUUGACCCAUUGUACACAAAGUCAUCUUUCUCUCCUCUGGAUGACCCCCGAUGGACAGACCCACAACAGAGAAACCCUCGUCACGUCGGGGCUCUGUCAGAGGUGGGCAACGUUGGUUCUGCCCGCUGCCCAGGAACAUUUUUAAAAAGGAACUUCAUACGAUAUUUAACACUCUAGCAUGGAGUCAGGUGUUUGAGUGAAAGAUGUGCCAGGCAAAGCCUCACCUACCCGAGCCUCUGUGGAAACGUGAAUAUGAUUCAUCUAAAACUGAAAAUCUUUUGGUAAGCAGGGCUGUGUUUCCUUUUUGCUCCGUCUGAAGGAGUCUCCCAGUUCUGCGCAUCCCCAGGCGCUGCUGGAGCCUCCGCAAACUCCUUUUUGGAGGAAUUGUUUUGGAGUUGGGUGACAGGUCCUGCUCAGGGGUUUGUGGCUGUGUGAGGUGUGAGCGGAAGGUUCUAUGCGCUGUUGCCAGCCCAUCUUGUUCUUGUGCCACACAAAACCCAGCCUGUCCCUUCUCUUACAUAUCCCAGCAUCGCGCUCUGGCUUAGCGGUGACCAAAUCCCUCCCUGUGCUCAGAGGUUCCACCCGCACCUGCGCUGCUCCGUGUUUUGCACUGGAAAGUGAGUUCCGCAAGCACACGGCAGUUCAUUCGAGCUGGGGAGAGACUUGGGGAGUGUUUGACACCACCACUCCAUCGCAUCCCCCCGUUUCUUGGGUAGGAAGAUCCUCGAGUGACUUAACUAGACCGAGGAACAUCUUCAGGUCAGUGUAUAACCCAAGGUCAAAGCCAACUUUUGCCAGGGGACCUGCUGGAGUCACUAAACCCAGACUAAGCCUGCAAAUGCAAAAAUACUCUUAACUAGGAGAUUAACACUCAGCUUUUAAAUACUGAAAUCUCCCUUCCUACUGACGUGGGGCUGCCAGCCUGCCCGGCCAGGGACGAAAUAGCUCAUCUCUCCUCUCUGUGAAGUUUGCAAGUGGUUUUAGCGUCGGUCGUUUCAAGAAGCCAUCUCUUCACUUAUGUUUCCCUCACACAAUGCUGCCCACGCGUUUGCGGGGCCGGUACAGGCCCUGGUGCUGAUAUUGGGGUUGUGGUGUCCUGGUCAGGCCGAUGGAGCUUUGCAACACCUCACAGCAAAGCAUUAUCCCUCUUUGUCAUUAAAUGAUGCCACUGGCAUCUCGUAGCGGCUCCUUUCUUGGGCACGUGUCCCAUCAGCUCACCCCAGAGUGUUUUAAAGUUGAUUUUUGUGACUGUAAAUUCACCUACAAACAGCUCACUGAAUCGAACCUGUUUUCUCCCUGACGUGUUUUAGCACUGGAAUUUAUACUAGCAUCUCAGCUUUUUAAAAGAUGGUGUGUGUAAAUAUCUAUUUUUACAUUGUUUCUGCUUCAUUUGCAAGCUCAGUGUCAGACCCGGUCCUGCGGUGGGGUGGUGGAAUUCACAGCGGGGCUCACUUGUGUGUAUCCCAGUGUCUCCUUGUACUAAACGACACUCUAACCUGUACGUGACACCACAGUGAGAGCAGAAAUACAGCGUCUUUCUCACCAAA
Messenger RNA from Columba livia (rock pigeon), 2553 nucleotides. It is a transcript of the gene SLC48A1, whose product is annotated as solute carrier family 48 member 1. The record is from RefSeq and is a predicted model, not a curated record. Gene Ontology annotation, molecular function: heme transmembrane transporter activity; heme binding. The transcript is spliced from 3 exons. Lineage: Eukaryota; Metazoa; Chordata; Aves; Columbiformes; Columbidae. Gene Ontology annotation, cellular component: lysosomal membrane; plasma membrane. Bases 56 to 499 code for a protein of 147 amino acids. Gene Ontology annotation, biological process: heme transport.